This is a messenger RNA of Sclerotinia borealis F-4128, 519 nucleotides long. The record is from the annotation of a GenBank genome assembly. Lineage: Eukaryota; Fungi; Ascomycota; Leotiomycetes; Helotiales; Sclerotiniaceae.
AUGGCCGGUUCCUCGAAGAAAUCUGGCGCUUUAAAGCGCAAGGCUAGCAAGGAGGCCGUCGCUGAAGACCCACCAAAGAAGGCCAAGGCCACUCAAGCCUCCGCCCCCAUCAUAGCCUCGCCUGUCUCUUCCCGUCUCUCUCUCCGCCAACGUGGGCAGUCUGCUCCCGCUUCCACCACCACCACUACUACUACUACCACUACUACUACUACCACUACUACCGCCACCACCACUACCGCCAACACUGCGACCGCUGCGACCGCUGCUGCUGCUGCUGCUGCUACCGCUACCGUCGCUUCUGCUGCCCCAGUCGCUCUACCACCACCACCUCCAUCAACUCAAGGUUUCCUUCCCUCUCACAACCUCACUGGCAACGGCCAAAACGUAAUAAUCAUGGCCAACAAUGAAGGAGGUCUCAUGACCAUGAGUGUUGAUUUUGGACCAAUGGGCUCUCGUCAAAUGGAGGAUACUUCAGAGAGCGAGUCUGACGCCAUGGAAAUUGAUGAGGACGAUGAUUAG